UCUCCAUCGCUGAAGUAGAGCUCUGGAUAUAUAUAUAUAUAUGGCUCCCUUUUCAAUUCAAAAAUACCCUUACACCUCUUGACUGUUUGGCACCCUUCUAGAGGUUGAAGACUCCUCUUCCUCCAAGUCAUGUUCAUUGUUUUAUUUAAAGUUUUGGAGAGAGACCUUUUAAGGAUCGGCAUCAACAGUUUGCAAAAUGGCCACCACCAGUAAGAUCAUACCCUUUUACUCCACUCUCCUUGACACCUGCUCCUCCACCAAGAACCUCCAAAAACUCAAACAGGUUCACGCCCGAACCAUAAGACUCGGCAUUUCCCCUUAUGAUUUCAUCCGAACCAAGCUCAUCUCAGCCUACGCAUCCUGUGCCCAACUGUACCAAGCCAACGUGAUCUUCUCUUUCGCCACUCGCCGACCAACCUUCCUCUUCAAUGUCCUUAUCAGAGCCUAUGCUUCUCUCAAUUUGUUCUCUGACUCUCUUUCCAUGUUCCGCCAAAUGCUCGUUGCCGGCAAACCCAUUGACUCCCACACUUUGCCUGUUGUGCUUAAAUCUUGUGCCAGCUUAUCAGCCCUACAACUGGGCCGGCAAGUUCACGGAGCGGUUUUGAUAAAUGGGUUCUCCUUAGAUUUGGCGAAUUCAAAUGCUUUGGUGACUAUGUAUGCAGAAUGUGGUGAUUUGGUUAAUGCACGUAACGUGUUUGAUCGAAUGCUGGUUAGGAAUGUAAUUUCGUGGUCAGCAAUGAUGGCAGGGUAUGGAAUGCAUGGGGUGUUUACUGAGGUGUUUGAGUUGUUUGAUAGAAUGGUGGGGACGGGAGAGAUUCCAGAUGCUGCCACUUUUACUGUGGUUCUGACAGCGUGUAGUCAUGGGGGGUUGAUGGACAAGGGUAAGCAAUAUUUUGAGAUGAUGGAAGGGAGGUUUGGCGUGAGACCAAGGCUGCAGCAUUAUACUUGUAUGGUAGAUAUGUUCGGAAGGGUGGGGCAGGUGGAGGAAGCAGAGAAGUUGAUUUUGGGAAUGGAGGUGGAGCCUGAUGAUGCUUUGUUGCGGGCCUUGCUGGGGGCUUGUAAGAUUCAUGGGAAGGUAGAAGUAGCUGAGAGGGUGGCAGAGAAGUUUUUGGGGAAGAGACUUGGUGUAGCAUCUGUGUGAAUUAUUUUCAAGGGACCUUCCAUAAUAUGGACUUGAUGAGAUAGUUGCUUUUGACGAGUUGGUGGCAUGAUUGGUUGUUUGAAUAUGCCAUGGGAGAAACUCGAUAGAAAACUGUCUCCAAAGGAAAAAAGAGAACGCCAUAGUUUGAUAUGAGUUACAAUAACUAAAUUGGUUUUUUGUUCAUCUCGAAGUUCAGGCUUCAUUAGGAUUGAUUUCCUGUAUAUAAUCAUUCUUUCUCAUAUAACAAUAGUUAUUUAAUCGACAUUCUUUUUCAUAUAACAAUAGCUAUUUAAUCGACCGCUUUGACUGACUGAA
This is a messenger RNA of Corylus avellana, 1456 nucleotides long. NCBI's taxonomy places the organism in Eukaryota, Viridiplantae, Streptophyta, Magnoliopsida, Fagales, Betulaceae. The record is from RefSeq and is a predicted model, not a curated record.